Molecule: messenger RNA, 1311 nt
Organism: Tetrahymena thermophila SB210
Lineage: Eukaryota; Ciliophora; Oligohymenophorea; Hymenostomatida; Tetrahymenidae
Exons: 4
Source: RefSeq, a predicted model, not a curated record
AUGGAAAUAGAAAACGACAACGAUUCUAUUUAGCAGACAUCAGAAGUUGUCACAAAUAGUGAUAGUUCUAGUCAGAGCGUAAAUAGUAACAAAGAAACUAAUUAAAUUAACUUUCAAUUUGUAGUUCUUAAAGAAAAUGAUGAUGAUAAAGAGAAAGUAAUCAAAAAGCUAAAAAAGGAGCAAAUGCGAAAGAGAAAAAUUCAAAAUAAACUCGAAAAAGUUAAGAAAUAAAAUAAGUUAUUAGGGGUUAAGCAAAGCGAUUAUACCAUUUAACCAUUCUUUUAAAUACUUCAACCAAUGGAAGAUUGCUUCGUAUUUGGAGAGAUAGUUCUUGAAGGAGAUUACUACAGAGACCCAUUUAAUAUAGAAAAAACUUAUCAAUGGUCAUACUGGAAGAGAGGAGAAUAUGCUAGUUAAGUAAAAGAAAUAUGUUGCACCUAAGUAGAUAUGAAAAGAAUGGUUAGUACUGAAUUUGAUUUUUAAUAUGCAAUUCAAAAAUACUUAAACAUGCCUGAUUAAUUAAUUCACUAGCUUGGCCUCUACUUGUAGGAAUACUACGAGAAAGCAAAGAAACAUUUAUCGUUAAUGAAAGAAAGAAUAAAUGUGCUCCGUGACUUAAAAGUGAAAGAGUAAUUCUAAAUGAUCUCAUAAGAUUACUUUAAAAGAGGUUUAGAAUGGGUUAAAACAUAGGUGACAAAGGAUGAUAUUUAUAUGUAUAUAUAUUAUGAAAUAGAUUUUGAAACACUUGAUCAAAAUUAUAAAAACAUUGGGUACAGCCAAACCUUAUUAAAUUUACUUGGACUUAAUGAAGAAAAUGCAAUACCGUUUAUUUUGAGAAAAGGUCGUCUUGAAUUUUUAGAUGGUCUUUCUAGACUAAGAAGAUUGAUAGGAAGACUUUAUUAUAUAAACAGAAAGAAACCAAAUCAUGGAUUCUAUUUUGAGCAUGAUAUAAUGACUCUCGAUAACAUAAAAAUCCCUGUAAAGUGUGUUAUCACAACACCAGAUUUUUAAUGCUUCACUCCUGAAAACUUCUAACAUUAUGAUCUAUUUUUCGGAGAGUUCGCAUUAGAGUAUUCUUGCUUCAGAGUCUUUAAAUUUGAAAUAAAUCCUAAUAUAAUAGAGAAUAUUAAACAAUAAAGAGCUCUUAAUGAAAAAAAUUAUUAAAUUGAUUUUGAGUAUUCACUAAUGAGUGAAAUGUUCAUAGAUAAAUUCUACAAAAACUAAGACGAUGAAAUUUAAAAAAAAAUAAUUCAGUAAAAAGCUGAGGAUGAAUAAAAUAAAUCAAGAACUUGUGGAAUAAGGUAUAUUUGA